AUGCUGCAAAGAUCUGUAAAUGAUGUGAAAACAGAUAAUAUGGAUUCUGAAUGUCAACAACGUGUCCCACCUACUACUUCAAAUAGACGACGUCAUGAAUUGGAUGUAGACCAUGAACGAGGACGAGGGCGUGGGCGAGGACGAAGUCAAGGUCGUGGUCGAGGUCGUGAUCCAGUUUCGGUAGAAUAUGAUAUCCUCAGUGCCAGUCAAAGUCGGAGCCGAAGUCAAAGACGAGUUCAAGGUUAUGAUAUGCUUGACAUUACUGUGGAGGAUGCCUCUUUACCUAAUUCUCCUCUUGUCCAGGAAGAGGACCUUACUCAUGCUUUUCCAGGUGGACCGACUGAUCCAUCAAUACUGCGGAGUUUCAAUAGUCAUGUCGCUACAGCUGUUUGGCACGGGGAGUGGUCAGUAAACAACAACACCAGAUUCAAAGCCAUUAUCGCGCAGUCUGGGCUGUCUCAGUUAGCUCGUUGCACUUAUCUGUUCGUCAACAAGCUUCUAAUCUCUAGUUUUGUUGAGAGAUGGCAACCUGAGACGAACACAUUUCACAUGACAGUUGGUGAGAUCACCUUGACCCUGGAUGAUGUUGGCACUAUUCUUGGCCUUCCCGUUGUAGGCAAAUCAGUCAACGUACCAGAUGUGACAGAUCAUCAUGGAGUUACACUACUGGUUUAUGGCUUAGGGAUUACUGAACGUGCAACACAUGAAGAGGUUUCUACUGCUGGUGGCAAUUCAGUCAGGCUUGAGUGGUUGCGAAGUCAGUUUGCUGGUGUCACAAAUUCAGACCCCGAGGAGGCUAUACAGUGCGUUGCUAGAGCUUAUUUGUUGUUUCUGUUGGGAUGUACAUUCUUCAGUGACAAGAGUGGCGGCAGGGUUCCUGUUGUUUACCUUGGCUUAUUGAUGGAUUUGGGAUCCAUUCAUACUUACGCCUGGGGUGCUGCUGCAUUAGCAUUUUUAUACAGACAGUUAGGGUAUGCUAGCCGGUCUGGGGUUAAGCAGAUGGGUGGUUAUAUGACUCUUUUGGAGGAGUGGAUUUAUGAGCACUUCCGAGCAUUCCGACCUCGCCAGAACAUGGGCUACAAUGAAGAUAUGCCACACGUGUACCAUUGGGCAUCUAGGAGAGAGGCGGGUUCUUCCAUUGAUCAUUUGAAAUUUUUUCAGGCCGAGCUUGACAGUUUGGUAGCUAUUGAUGUUAUUUGGGAUCCAUACCACAGCUGCAGAAAUCGGCAUCCAUGUAACCCGGUUACGUUCUACCAAGGAUGCUUAAAGUGCUUAGACGUUGUCGAACCCUAUCAUCCAGAUAGAGUUCUGAGGCAGUUUGGCAAGGUUCAAACCAUCCUAGAUGCACCGUUAGCUCCCAGUCGUGGUGCUCGAGGCAACAUAUCUGCACGAUAUACAGUCAUGUAUAGAUACUUGGAUAGGAUUUGGGAGGCUUGGGAUAACCACGUGUUAUCUGAGCAACGAAGGAGCACACCAGUUCGUCAGCCUUAG
Messenger RNA from Camellia sinensis, 1491 nucleotides. Lineage: Eukaryota; Viridiplantae; Streptophyta; Magnoliopsida; Ericales; Theaceae. The record is from RefSeq and is a predicted model, not a curated record.